This is a messenger RNA of Rhopilema esculentum, 2306 nucleotides long. The record is from RefSeq and is a predicted model, not a curated record. NCBI's taxonomy places the organism in Eukaryota, Metazoa, Cnidaria, Scyphozoa, Rhizostomeae, Rhizostomatidae.
GCAAAAUGAAGUGCAGCUAAUUAUCUUAUGCAAAUAUCAUUGUAUUGUAGUCUUAUGUAGAAUAUUGGAAUUUGUAAAUAUCAGUAUGUAGCUAAAUAUCAGUUCUCAGAAUUGAAUAUUUGUUGCAUUGAAUUUGAAUUGUAUCUUUUUCCAUUUUCCCCCCACGUUUUUCUAGUUUUGCUAGCUCUUUACUUCCUUAAAGGUGAACUGACACGCAAAACUAUUUUUUGAUAUAAUGUAGAAAAUGACGCGUAGAAUCUUAAUUUCAAGUUUUCGGUUAAUUAUUGCUUUCCGUUUCGUUGCAAUUCUGCCUCAAAUGUCACAAAAUUAUCGUUAACGACUCGGCCAUUAUCGGCAUUUCAUGUGACCUAGCGGGUGUGACGUCACAAACACCAUGUUUUCAUCUCUCGAAUACAAAUCACGCACGAAGUGACCAGACACCUUGUUAAUAUUCUGCUACUUUUCGACGAGAUAAACGUGGCCUGUGAUUGCAGAUAAAGAAAAUGGUUGGUUGUUCAGCUUAUAAUUGCACUGGUAAAGGAAAAUCGUUGUUCACAUUCCCCGAAAACCCUAUCAUACGUAGACAGUGGAUUAGAAAUACAAAAAGGGAAAACUUCAAUCCCGGUCCAAGAGCAGCGCUUUGUCAAGACCAUUUCAAGCAAACUUCCUUCGAGAGGAAUCCCGAGUUAAUGGAAUUAACAGGCAUUCGUUUUAAGUUAAAAUUGAAAGCGGAUGCUGUUCCAACGGAAUUCGACUUCUCGUCACCCAAAUUUAAGUGUAAUGUCAAAGGGAAAAGACCGUAUUUGGGGAGCAGGUUUGCGAGCAAAUUUCAGAAACAGCUGGAGCCAAGCCUUAGCCCAAGAAAAAGCCCUGUUACUGCUGCUGGCAAAAGCAAAGCGCUAAUGAAGAGAGCCCGUCAUGAGAUUGUGCAAAAGUUAUUGGCAGAGCAGUCUCCUCCCUCUGAAGAAGACUCUACAGAACUUGCAAUGCCCUUGUUUAUAGACAUUGGCUGCAAUACAGACACCCAACUUCCAGUUAGUGUAUCAGUGCAAACAGAAAAAACAGAGACUGUAAACAGGUAUACCCAAACUGAACGGAAAAAAAAGUCUGUCCAUAAAGCCAUACAAACAGACAGCCAAAUGCAUCCUUUAUGUAUCCAUAGAGUACCAGAUCAGGCGAACGAAGUUUCACCACAAUUGAGCAGUGGUCUUGCUGAGUCCCAUGAGUUUUCUGAGGUAGAAUCUGAAACCAGCAGUGGAUCACAAAGUGAAAACUGGGAUCCUCAAGCAUCAUCUUUCUCAUCUGCCGAGUCUGAAUGUGAAAAGGAGAUUCCACCUCACUUUGAAAGAAAGUUCCUGGUAUUUGAGUCAUGUCUCCUGCAGCUUUUCGCAAUUUGCUCAGUUUGUCUUGGUCCCUGUAUUGAUAUCUCAACCUCCUUGGUGGGCUCAAUGGUACAAGUUGAAGCAUCAUGUCUGCAAGGUCAUGUAAGAAAAUGGAGAAGUCAGCCACUAAUUGGUGAUAUGCCACUUGGAAAUUUUGUCAUUGCUGCAAGUACAUUGUUGUCAGGGUGCUCCCCAGCAAAAAUAUUGCUACUUUUUCACAAUAUGCAAACACCAAGCUUCACAGAGAGGACUUAUCAUAGGAUCCAAAAACUGUAUUUGAUUCCCUCAAUUUUGGAACAUUGGAAGUCUGUUCAACAGCAACUUUUGAGAAGCAGUCAGGGUAUCAGAACACUGGGAGGUGAUGCCAGAAUGGAUUCUCCAGGUCAUACUGCCAAAUAUGGGAGCUAUUCAUUGAUGAAUCUGGAAUCAAACAAAAUAAUCAGUGUUAAUACACUACAGAGCAAUGAAGUUGGUGGUUCAUAUCACAUGGAGCUGGAAGGUUUAAAACGUUGCUUGGAUGAAGUGAAAGCUGCAGGUAUUAACUUCUCGACACUUGUCACAGACAGACAUGCUGGAGUUAAAAAAUACAUGAGAGAAUGUCAUUCAGACAAGAAUCACCGCUUUGAUGUCUUCCAUGUUGCAAAAUCGAUUGCAAGAAAGGUAGAAGAAAUUGGCAAGAAGAGGACAACAGCUGUGGUAAAUGAAUGGGUGCCAUCAAUAAAAAAUCAUGUAUAUUGGUGUGCAUCAACUAGCAAAGAUAGUCCACAACUAAUCAAGGAAAAGUGGCUUUCUCUUUUCAACCACAUCAUUAAUAAGCACGAAGGACAUGAUGGACAACUUUUUAAAUGCUGUGAACAUGGGCCUAUGGAGCGUGAAUGUACUUCUUCAUCUACCAGCUCUUCUUUUACUUCAUGCAAUAGAUAG